ACUCAACAGGCGUCAGCAGACUCCCAUCGGUGUGCUCCUGGCCUCCCACCAAAUGCUGUGUCCCCUUCUCCCCGUUUGUGCAGGCUGAAGCUGUGUGCAUGGUUGGGAUGAGGGCUGUGUUGCCUCUCCUUCCUUUCUGAGGAGAAUUGUGUGUGUGCUCUCGUCACUCCUUAGCCUUGUACUCAUGGCUGGAUUAGAGUGAGUGGGUGCAGGUGGGCAUGGGCAGCUCUGAUGCUCUGGAUCCCACCCACAGGCACCAUGACUCCUGUGAAGACUCAGCACUCCCUGGCAGGUCAGACGUAUGCCGUACCCCUCAUCCAGCCAGACCUGCGGCGAGAGGAGGCCGUCCAGCAGAUAGCGGACACCCUGCAGUACCUGCAGAAGGUCUCUGGAGACAUCUUCAGCAGGAUCUCCCAGCGGGUAGAGCAGAGCCGGAGGCAGGUGCAGGCCAUUGGGGAGAAGGUCUCCUUGGCCCAGGCCAAGAUUGAGAAGAUCAAGGGCAGCAAGAAGGCCAUCAAGGUGUUCUCCAGUGCCAAGUACCCUGCUCCAGAGCGCCUGCAGGAAUAUGGCUCCAUCUUCACAGGUGCCCAGGACCCUGGCCUGCAGAGACGACCCCGCCACAGGAUCCAGAGCAAGCACCGCACCCUGGACGAGCGGGCCCUGCAGGAGAAACUGAAGUACUUUCCUGUGUGCGUGAGUGCCAAGGCGGAGCCCGAGGAUGACGCAGAGGAGGGACUUGGGGGUCUUCCCAGCAACGUCAGCUCUGUCAGCUCCUUGCUGCUCUUCAACACCACCAAGAACUUGUACAAGAAGUAUGUCUUCCUGGACCCCCUGGCUGGUGCUGUAACAAAGACCCACGUGAUGCUGGGGGUGGAGACGGAGGAGAAGCUGUUUGAUGCCCCCUUGUCCAUCAGCAAGAGAGAGCAGCUGGAGCAGCAGGUUCCAGAGAACUACUUCUAUGUGCCAGACCUGGGCCAAGUACCUGAGAUUGAUGUGCCAUCCUACCUGCCCGACCUGCCCGGCAUUGCCAACGACCUCACGUACAGUGCCGACCUGGGCCCUGGCAUUGCCCCCUCUGCCCCUGGCACCAUUCCAGAACUGCCAACCUUCCACACUGAGGUAGCUGAGCCUCUCCAGCCAGACCUAGAAGAUGGGGUGCUCACAGCACCCCCACAGCCCCCACCACCUCCCCCAGCUCCUGAGGUGCUGGCCAGUGCACCCCCACUCCCACCUCAGCCGUGGCCCCCCGUAGGCCCGGGCGCCAGGCAGGACGACGGCAGCGGCGCGCCUCCUUCAGCUCCAGUCCAGGGAGCUCCCAGGGAAGUGGUCGACCCCUCUGGCGGCCGGGCCACUCUGCUAGAGUCCAUUCGCCAAGCUGGGGGCAUCGGCAAGGCCAAGCUGCGCAGCGUGAAGGAGCGAAAGCUGGAGAAGAAGAAGCAGAAGGAGCAGGAGCAAGUGAGAGCCACGAGCCAAGGUGGGGACUUGAUGUCCGAUCUCUUCAACAAGCUGGUCAUGAGGCGCAAGGGCAUCUCUGGGAAAGGACCCGGGGCUGGUGAGGGACCCGGAGGAGCCUUCGCCCGCGUGUCGGACUCCAUCCCUCCUCUGCCACCACCACAGCAGCCCCAGGCAGAGGAGGAUGAGGACGACUGGGAAUCCUAGACUUGGGCCAUUGCUCCAACCUGGACACAGCCAGGACAAGCUCCUCAGACCUGCUGCCCUAGGAGGGGGCGGUGAUGGAACUGUCCCAGGACUGUGCGGGGACCACCUUCAGGGAGCAAGAGGCUGGCCUGAGGCCACAGGGCUGGGGCGGGGGCUUCUGUAUGCCUGUGCUCCACCGGGGGACGGCUCCACCCAGCCUGAACCAGGGUGUUCUCCUCUUCCCUAAAGAGGCUUCCAGAAAAAACAGCAGCACAAAUCGAAGAAGAACUGAGCAGAAA
Molecule: messenger RNA, 1937 nt
Organism: Saimiri boliviensis boliviensis (Bolivian squirrel monkey)
Lineage: Eukaryota; Metazoa; Chordata; Mammalia; Primates; Cebidae
Source: RefSeq, a predicted model, not a curated record